Messenger RNA from Biomphalaria glabrata, 6745 nucleotides. Its product is annotated as cilia- and flagella-associated protein 44-like. Gene Ontology annotation, molecular function: protein binding. The coding region runs from base 44 to 6019 and encodes 1991 amino acids. The record is from RefSeq and is a predicted model, not a curated record. The transcript has 39 exons. Lineage: Eukaryota; Metazoa; Mollusca; Gastropoda; Planorbidae.
UAGAAACAGUUGCAUGCUAUGAAACGACGGUUUAAAUCCAAUUAUGGCAGAUCAAGAUAGAUCUAGUUCUAACUUAAAAUCAAACAUCGAUGUUGAUGACAAGAUUGAACUUCUCACUGAUGAAGUGACAGAUCUUAAAGAUGUUUCUGAUGAAAUCAAAGAAAGCUUAUCAAUUGAUAAGGAUGAAUUUAUAAUUGAAGAUACAGAAAAUAAGACAUUAGAGGUAAAUACUUUUCAAGAAGAGAAUGAGAAACUAGGUAAACCAGAAGAAAUGGAAAAUACAAUUGAAAUAGCAGAGGAAGUUGAACUAGAAGAAGUUGAUAAAUCAAAAAAAGAGGAUGUUGAUAAAACAGAGGAAGAUGAGAAAGAAAGUAGUACAAAUGAGGUAAAGGCUAAACUAGCAGAAGACAUGCAAAUUAUUCAGGCAACAGAAAGUGGAGAAAAUAUUCUGAAGGAAACAUCCCAAGAAGGAAAUUUUCAACCUCAACAUGAAGGAGAUGCUAAUAUGUUAGAGCAAGCUGCUGCACUGGAAAUAACAGAGGAAAGCAAUGGGGGAAUAGCAAUCAAGUUGCAGGAAGGGGAAGAUACCUUUCAAGAUGAUGAAGACAAAACUGAGAAAAGAGAUGAACUACUUGAAGCUCUUGAUAAUACAGAAAUGGAUGCAACAACAAUACAAGUAGAAGGCGACCAAGACAUAGCAGGAGAAGAAGAAGUGAUCACAGUGACAAGUAGAAAAAAAGAUGAGAAAGAAGAAGAGCUCAUUCCAAUAGAUUUCUACUACAAUUUUGAAGAAUUAUCAUCAAAAGCAACAGUAACUAAAGAAUCUGGGCUUCCUGAGAACAUAUUACAUUUGCAACAUUCAUAUGGUUAUGACUGUAAACGUAGAAACAAUCUUCAUCUUCUUGAUGAGAACCAUGUCAUUUUUGCUGCUGGAAACUUAAUCCAGAUUCUACAUUUGAAAAGUAAAGAACAGAGAUAUCUUCGUUCCAUCAGUGGUUCUGGGAUAGGAGCUAUUUGUGUUCAUCCUAGUCAUAAAUACUUUGCUGUUGGUGAGAAAGGCCAGUCUCCCAGUAUCAAUAUCUUUGAGUUUCCUUCAAUGAAACUUUAUAGAAUUUUAAGAGGUGGAACAGAACAGUCAUAUUCCUCCUUGACCUUCAGUCCUGAUGGUGAGCUUCUAGCAUCCCAAGGUGGGGAUCCAGAUUUUAUGUUAACUUUAUGGAAUUGGAAACAGGAAAAAACUACACUGAGGACUAAAUCAUUCUCACAAGAUGUAUUUAGAGUAUCAUUUGCCCCUGAACUUGAAGGACAGUUAACAACUGCUGGUACUGGACAUAUAAGAUUUUGGAAGAUGGCAGAUACAUUUACAGGGCUAAAACUUCAAGGAGAAUUGGGAAGAUUUGGUCGGACAGAAAUUUCUGACAUUGAAGGCUAUGUAGAGCUUCCAGAUGGAAAGGUUCUGUCAGGCGCUGAAUGGGGAAAUCUCUUGUUGUGGGAAGGGGGACUUAUCAAAGUGGAGAUAACCUGCAAAGGCAGAAAAAACUGUCAUCAAGGACCCAUCAUGCAAAUACUUCUGGAUGAAGGGGAGCUAAUGACUAUUGGUGUUGAUGGAUACAUUAAGGUUUGGGACUUUGAAACUAUUGACACUGCUGAUGUAACAGAUGACUCUGGUAUCUUUGAAAUGGAUCCUAUGAAUGAACUAAGAGUUGGAUCUGAUGUACAAUUAUAUUGUAUUGUGAAAUCUGUUGAUGAAGAGAAUGAACCCACAAUUUGGUAUGCACAGGAUGCUAAUGGUGGUAUCUGGAGACUGGAUUUAUCCUUCUCACAUACCUCUCAAGCUCCUGAAAAAUUGUUUACAUUCCAUGCUGGUCCUAUUUCUUCAUGUGUCACUUCCCCACUGACACAUCUUGUGGUAUCUACAGGCCUAGACAGCACUGUAAGAGUAUAUGAUUACAUUCAAAUGAAACAACUAGCAGAAGCGAAGUUUACCUUGGGAGGAACAGCUAUUAGCUGGGUUCCACUUUCGAUUGAUCCUAAAGGUGGUUCUGUUAUUGUUGGCUUUGAAGAUGGAGUUGUGAGAUCAUUAAAUAUCAUGAAAAAAUCAGAGGAAGAAAGUCUCAGACGUCAAGAUAAACAUGAAGCUGAAAUAUCUCUAAAGCAAGUCUUUAAACCUCACAGAGGCAAAGUAACAGCAAUGGCUUUUGAUGGGAAAGGAGAAAUUUUAGCAACUGGGAGUAUUGAUGGGACUGUAUUCUUUCUGUUUGUUGGAGAUGUCUAUGAGCCUAUUGGAUUUAUUCGAGUACCUGGAGCUGUGAGGCAGCUGGUUUGGACACCUGAGAAAUUUAAAAAGACAGCUUUGAUGGUAGUUUGUAAUGAUGGAGUCAUUGUAGAAGUAGAAGCUCCAGAACCAGGAAAUUUUGACACCACACAUUCUUAUGAGAUGAGUGGGCUUGCAAUGAAAACAUACAAGUUUAAAAGUAUUAAAUCUUAUUUAAGGCAUGAAGAAGAACUAGAGAGAGAGAGAAUUGAAGAGGAAGCUAGAAAGAAAAAAGAAGCUGAGGAAAAAAAGAAAAGAAUUGAAAGAGGUUUGGAAACUGAAUCAGAAAAUGGAGAUGUAGAUAUGAAGCCAAAGACUCCUCAGAAAGAGUGGCAUCCAUUCCUACCAAAAGAACCAAGUCAAAUUUUACAUGCCUCCUACUCUGAAGAGGGAAAGUUUUGGCUCUCAAUGGGUGACUUUGAUGCAGGCUACUUGUAUGAAUGUAAGUUUAGCUCCCCAGAGGAACAAGCUCACAUGAUGCCAGACAAUAUUGACAAACCAUUAAGGGCUAUUCCUGUAUUAGAAUCAGGAGACAUGCCCAUACAUGUUGUUCAUUUUAGUAACAAUGGACACUGGGCUUUGUUUGGCAUGGCGAAUGGGCAGAUAAGAAUUCAACAGCUUGAAGAACCUAGAGAUUUAUCUAUGCUUGGUCCACAAUGGACAUUAAGUAUGCAUGACAAUACAUAUGGAAAAAUAACUUCUAUUGUAACCAGCUUAGAUGGAAAUAUUGUACUAUCAAGUGGAGCUGAUGGUAACUUUUUUCAGUAUUUGUUCAUGUCACAAGAAGAACUGGAUGAAAAGAUUAAAGAAAAUAAAGCUAAACUUCCAUCUGCAAGAAGAACAGAAACUCAAGGGAAACCAGUGGAUGAUAUUGAUGAUCCUAAUGCUUACAGCAUUGAAGAUGCUAAGCAAAAAUCUGAAUAUGACAAACGGAUGAAAGAUGCUGAAUAUAAAAAGAAAGAAGUGAGGAAAAAAAUCAAUCUGAUGAGAAGACAGUUUCGAACAAUCAUUGAACAGAAUGAGAGUUUACCUAAACAUUUGCAGCUGAGCCGAAUGGAGUUUGAAAUGGACAGAGAAAUUAAACAAGAAUUAGAAAAACAAACUCAAGAAAAAAUUGAAAUGGUGAAAAAAGAACUGGCCUGGGAGUCAGAAAAGUUGAGACUUUCUUUAGAAAAACUGAGAAAAAGGUUUAAAGACUGUGUUGAAUGUGAAAGAAUUGUUGUUAAAGCUUUUACAACUCCUCAUCAAGUGGCUAGCUUUAGAGCUUCAAAACUUUCUGAUGAUUUUUAUCAACUAAAAGCAGAAUUUGAACGCAAAAAAACCCAAUUGACAACUAAAGAUGAUCCAUCUUUUGUCCUUUACAACGUUGACCAGACUGAUCAAGGAAAAUUGGAACAAGGGGAACAACCCAAACAAUCUGAUAUGAGUGAAGAUUCUUCAAUCAAAGUUGUGACAAGUUUAAAGGGAAGUGUAGGAGAAAGAGUUAUAAAUGCUCUACAAAAAAUAGAAGACAAAAAGAAAAAAAGAGCUUAUCGUAAAUCACAGUGGCAAGAUCUCUACUCCAGUCAACCAGAUGAUAAUUAUGAAGAUCCUAGAGAUGUGGCAGCAAUAAAAGAGGCUCAAGAAAACAUGGGUGACUAUAAGUUAAAGACUGCUGUUGAUUAUGUUGUUCCUGACCAUUUAAGAAUGAAUGUAGAGAAAGCUCAAACCAGACUCAUACUCAUCAAAGAUUUGAUCCAUGAAUACAAGUUUGAUUUCAAUGUAAGACUUUUAGCUUUGAGAGACAGGAAGAUUCAUUGCAUUCAUGAAAUGAAAGAUGUUGUUGAUCAGUUGAAAGAAAUUCAUUCAAAGCUUGAGCCAAGUCGACGUGUAGCCAUACCAGAGAUUCCAGAACUUAGCAUAGAAGAAAUGCCUGAAAAAGUGUUUGAAUAUGACCAAGAUAUUUUGUACAAGUUCAAAUCUGACUAUGAAAUGAAACAAAAACAUGUCAGCUCUGAAGGUGGUCAGACAUCUGCUGGAGGUUUUGGUUUUGGGUUUGGUGGAUCAUCAGCUCAAGACAAACAUACCAUAAAUGUAACAGCUCAAAGUUUCAAACCAGUUUCAAAAGCUAGUGCUAAAGCAGAAGAGUCUGACCUAAAUAAAUUAACAGGAGAGAAAGAAGAAGAAGAAGAUUUGACAUCAGAACUAGAGAAACAGAUACAGCGUAUUGAGCAGAUCAAAUUAGAAUAUGAACAAAAUCAGCUAAUUAAACUCUUUCACAAUUUGAUGUUAAAAUUUGAUGCUGAGUUGAGACUGCUUAGACAUGACAAGUUUAAACUGGAUGUGGUUAUGUUAGAUGCUGACCUCAGGCAAGUAACUCUAUUUGAAGAGUUGGUUUUAUUAAAAGAAUAUGAAAAACGAGAAGACAUAUUGGCUGAAAAAGUUGUCAUGAAACAACAAGAGAAAACAGAAAUGCAAACCAAAAUCUCUGAACUACAAGGUAAAAUAGACUUAAAAAAGAAAGACAUUGAAAAACUGCAAGAGAAAGAAAAAAAUUUGAUGUCCACAUUUACGCAAUCACUUGGAGAAAACAAUAAAUUUGCUGAGUAUUUGACCAAAGUAUUUAAAAAACGUGUUAAACGUACUAAGAAAAAAGCAACAGAUGGUGCAGAUUCAGAAGAAGAUUCUGAUGAUGAAUCAAGUGAUGAUUCUGAGUGGGAGGAGAGUGAUGAAGAAUCUGAGUCUGAAGUUGGAGGUUAUGAUCUUGAUGUCUGUCCUCCAGGUUGUGACCAAAAACUUUAUGAUGAUACUUGUACUCUGCGAGACAAACGUUUGGACAUUGAGGAUGAUUUUAUGGAAGAAAAGAAAAAUUUAGAUGGACAAAAGAAAGAGCAAGAUGGUUUACAGAAAAAAGCUAAGGUCAUUGAAUCUCAACUGAAGUCAGCACAAGAUGAUCUUGAAGCUUUUCAGCUUGAGAAACAAAGAAAACUGAAUGAAUUGAUAGUUGUUUCAACACUGAGAUUUCAUCAAAUCCAAUAUAUUACCAAUGGUAUUUUGCCUUAUGACCUGAGUCCAGCUUUAGUUUUUGAAUCAGAGAGACUUGUGCAGUUACAGCACAGAAUUAAGGAACUGGAACAUGAAAAAUUAUUACAAAAAAGACAGAUGAGAGAAUCUCGCAAACAGCAUGUGCAACUAAUAAAGGACAGAAAAAUGUUUGAUGCCAAAAUUUCUGAGAUGGAGGAGAUUUGUUCCAAAAUGAUGCUUGACAAAUUUGGACGUGCAGUGGACAUGGAAAAACUAGAAACACUAACAGUCAAUAGAGCCAUAGAGGAACUGAAGGAGAAGUUAAGACAAACAGAGUUGGAUUGUGGAGAGGAACAAAACAAAUUUAAUAAAGAGAUUGCUGAUAAAAAAGACAGAGUUACAGCGUUGAUUAAAGACAAUACAGCAAAACUGACUCAGUUAGCCAUGCUGAUUAUUGAAAAAAAUAGAUAUACACAAUCUUUGGAUAACCGGCAGAAAAAACUUGGUGGAGAUCUAACUGGUCCUCGUCAAACAGACAUUAAAGAGAAGCAAAGAUUGAUUCAAUUAGUUCAGCUUCAGGCACAAGAAAUAGAAGCUCUGAAAGAAGAAAUCAUGUUACUCUCCAGAAAAGGUGGACAUAUUCUGCCUCCAACACAACCUCCUUCAUCACAAAAACCAUUCAAUACUCUUCCCAGAAUUUGAUUUGAUCUGUUUUUAUUUAUUUGUCUUAAACAGUUUGUGAAGUAAAAUAUCACAAAAAUAUUAUAAUUUAUUAUUUGACAAUAUUAUCACCAGUAUGUGAUUGAAAUGAUACAGUUAUAAUGUUAGUUACACAAAAAAACACGUUUAUAAUAUGUUAUAUUUCCAUACAACAUUUUUGCUGUAUAUUAUAGUUUGAAUAAGUUUGAAAACUUGUUUAUACAUAGUUUAAAAAUGUUUUCAACAAAUUUAAUAUUUAUAACUAUUUAUAAUAUAAGAGUGCUUAAUGUUUCUUUUCAAUGUACUGUUACAAUUUACAUUUUAUGUUUAUUUAUUUCUAUGUUGAUUCUGAACUAUUAUACAUGACCAAAAAUUAACUUUAGGUGUUAAGAGAAAACUAUGUUUUAAAGAGUUUCCAAAUGAUAGUGCUAUUAGAUAGCUUUAAUUUUAAUGAUUACAAAUGAUAAAGUGGACAUUAAGACUAUCCAUGCAGUGGUUGAUAAGUAACUUGACCAGACUAUUGUCAUACUCAUUCCCCAUCCUUUGCCCAUGAUGGCUCUUGCUGCAUUGGUUGGAUAGGUCAGUGGUAAGAUUAGAGAAAUGUGCUUCAUCCACUGGGGCAUAGCUUCUAUGGGCCAAAUGAUACCUACAGAAAGAAAUACUUCCUUAUUUACAUUAUUACAAUGCAAUGUAAAACAAAAAUAAAAAUUCAAAAUUUAAAAAACAGUU